Molecule: messenger RNA, 493 nt
Organism: Stylophora pistillata
Lineage: Eukaryota; Metazoa; Cnidaria; Anthozoa; Scleractinia; Pocilloporidae
Product: protein NipSnap homolog
Cellular component (GO): mitochondrion
Source: RefSeq, a predicted model, not a curated record
AUGGCUGCGAUUAUUGGAUCAGGCUUGCGUGGUUUGCGUGGCUUACGCCAAACUGUAGGUCGUCAGGUCGCCCUUGGUACAUGGCUUCACGGUCAAAUGCUGUCCACCUCACCCAUCUUUGGUCAGGCUACAGGAUCACCGAAGAUUUACGAGAUGCGCACAUACUAUGUCAAACCAAAAGCUUUUGACAGCUAUACACAAAAGAUGGAGGCACAAAAAUCUCUUUUGCAAGAUGAAACCUGGGUCAAUAACUACAGAAAGAAAAUUCUUAAGAUGUUGGUUAAGCAGGAUAACCUGGUGAUGAAUCCUUGUCCCUGGUUUGAUGUGAAGCCACCACUUUCAAUAGGGGGUGUUUACGAACUGUGCAUGUAUGAUUUAAUCCUCGGAAAAAAAGAGCAGUGGGAACACAGGUUUAUUCAAGGAUUUUUUGAGAGAUGCAAGCUCUCUGAACCAGUUGGUGUCUGGUUUACUGAAUUUGGUCCCAUAAACAGAG